AGGUGUGUCGGCCACGUACGACGAUAGUAAUUUCAUGAGAUUGAAGAGGCCAUAAACUUCUUUCCGACUCAAGUUUAACACUUAACAUUCAAUUGAAUCCCCAAAGCAGUAUGAGAUUAUUCAGUUCCGCCUUCACUAUUGUUGCUACCUUCACAUUGUUCAUCAGUGCUGUUUUGGCAGCUGAUCCUCCAAUCACCCAUAAAGUCUAUUUCGAUAUUAAGCAAGGUGAUGAAGAAUUAGGUCGUGUUAUCUUUGGUCUUUACGGUUCAGUCGUUCCAAAAACUGUUGAAAACUUUAGAAAGUUGACAAUUUCAAGUGACCCAGAAUUUGGUUAUAUUAAUUCCAUUUUCCAUAGAGUUAUCCCAGAUUUUAUGAUUCAAGGUGGUGAUUUCACUGAUCGUAAUGGUAGAGGUGGUAAAUCAAUCUAUGGCGCAAGAUUCAAAGAUGAAAACUUCCACAUCAAGCAUGAUAAGAAAGGUAGAUUAUCAAUGGCCAAUGCUGGUAAAGAUACUAAUGGUUCACAAUUCUUUAUCACUACUGUUUUAACCCCAUGGUUAGAUGGUAAACACGUUGUCUUUGGUGAAGUUUUAGAAGGUUUUGAUAUUAUUUCUAAAAUUGAAAAAACUAAAACCAACUGGUCAAACAAACCUGAUGUUGAUAUUGUUAUCUCUGGUACUGGUGAACUUAAUGAAGAUGGUGAAGUUAUCACUUCUGCAACUUUAGAGGAAUCAAAAGCAACUGAAGCUGCUAAAGAAUCAGCAAUUGUUCAUGAUGAUUUAUAAAUAAGCUCUCAUAAAUAAUAGUUACUCUUUUAAGUAUCAUAUAUGAAGCUUUUUUGUUCUUUUUUACGUAGAUUUAAUGUUUUCGGUAUACAAAAAUCUAUAUCGUGCUGCGCGAACCAUCCAUAUUUUUAUUCCCAAAGAAAAACUAUCAAAAGCGAACACACCAACGAUAACAUGAAAGUGUAAAAUAACAACAACCAGAAGAAUCCUUUUUUGAUCAAUAAAGAUGAGUCAGAAUGGGGGAAGGUCAGGUAAUUCUGAUGAACCUGUUGUUCCAAGAGAUGUCAGAAUCUUACAUUUGAUAUUGGCUUCGCAGUCGAUUCAAAGUUACGAAGAUCAUGUUCCUCUACAACUAAUGGAUUUUGCACAC
Messenger RNA from Hansenula anomala, 1152 nucleotides. RefSeq lists its product as uncharacterized. Gene Ontology annotation, biological process: protein folding; protein peptidyl-prolyl isomerization. Gene Ontology annotation, cellular component: endoplasmic reticulum; fungal-type vacuole. Gene Ontology annotation, molecular function: peptidyl-prolyl cis-trans isomerase activity. The transcript has a single exon. The record is from RefSeq and is a predicted model, not a curated record. Lineage: Eukaryota; Fungi; Ascomycota; Saccharomycetes; Phaffomycetales; Wickerhamomycetaceae. Bases 111 to 782 code for a protein of 223 amino acids.